This is a messenger RNA of Gongylonema pulchrum, 213 nucleotides long. The record is from the annotation of a GenBank genome assembly. NCBI's taxonomy places the organism in Eukaryota, Metazoa, Nematoda, Chromadorea, Rhabditida, Gongylonematidae.
AUGUGUCGAAAUUUUCAUUUCACCGAUAGCGUUUUCAACACUCAAACACUUAACACCAAUUCAGCAAUGCGUCGCAGUAAACCCGGAGCAAAUGUAUCGCUUAGUAAGAACGUGAAAUCGCUGAAUUACUUCACAAGCUACUUGAGUUAUUCAUCGUUAGCCACAAAACACCUCAAGCAAGCGCUGCGAAUGCAGCACUCCAGAGAAGCAUGA